AUGACAUUGCUCUUGGGUUGCAAUACCUUCGUCGGUACCUCAUAUUUCACGAGCUCCAUCCAAGGGAAUGUCCGAUGGGCAGACGCAGAAUUAUAUCGAGUAUCAGAGGACGACGAGGUCGCUUCGUCCCGAAUAUUGACUUGCAAGGUACCCUACUACGAUGUAAAGAAGGAUAUUGCGGUGUUGGGACGAGUCAUCGAGGGGAUGAAACCGGAACCUCCUGAGGAAUCGCAAAUAGCGCCUGGGCACUGGGA
Messenger RNA from Suillus bovinus, 254 nucleotides. RefSeq lists its product as uncharacterized. The transcript is spliced from 3 exons. The record is from RefSeq and is a predicted model, not a curated record. The annotation marks the transcript as partial. NCBI's taxonomy places the organism in Eukaryota, Fungi, Basidiomycota, Agaricomycetes, Boletales, Suillaceae.